Metarhizium album ARSEF 1941 is the source of this 2040-nucleotide messenger RNA. Its product is annotated as Helicase-associated domain protein. Gene Ontology annotation, molecular function: RNA binding. Gene Ontology annotation, cellular component: catalytic step 2 spliceosome; intracellular anatomical structure. The record is from RefSeq and is a predicted model, not a curated record. Bases 1 to 2040 code for a protein of 679 amino acids. NCBI's taxonomy places the organism in Eukaryota, Fungi, Ascomycota, Sordariomycetes, Hypocreales, Clavicipitaceae. The transcript is spliced from 2 exons.
AUGGCAGAUUUCAGUCUCGAUGCCACUUUCAUCCCGGCGCUACACAAACCACCAGCACUGCUGCCAAUAGCCAAGUAUCGCGACAGUCUAUUGUAUGUCAUAGAAACGCACCCAGUGACGAUCGUAAUCGGUCAAACUGGCUCUGGGAAAACAACACAGAUACCCCAGUUUCUGGAAAAGGCAGGAUGGUGCGCAGAUGGCAAGAUAAUUGGUGUUACUCAGCCUAGACGGGUCGCAGCGACGACAGUCGCCCUCCGCGUCGCCGACGAGAUCGGGUGUGAGGUAGGCAAAGAAGUCGGCUACUCAAUUCGGUUUGAAGACGUCACUUCGUCAGCGACGCGGAUCAAGUUCCUUACCGACGGCCUGCUCAUUAGAGAAGCCCUGGUUGACCCCCUGCUGAGUCGGUACUCCGUGAUAAUGGUCGACGAGGCGCAUGAACGCUCAAUAAGCACAGACAUCUUGCUGGGGUUGCUGAAGAAGAUUCGCAGGAAGAGGCCUGACCUCAGGAUCAUAGUCAGCAGCGCGACGUUGCAGGCAGAGGACUUUCUGGAGUUUUUCGCUGCUGUUGGCGAGGACCAAAAGAGCUCCAUGAGUAACGACGACAAGCCAUCUGAGACUGGGAAAAUCGUGAGUCUGGAGGGCCGGACGUAUCCCAUCGAUAUCCUGUUCCUGGAAUCACCGACAGAGAACUAUGUUGGCAAGGCGGUGCAGACUGUGUUUGACAUCCAUACACAGGAGGGAGAUGGCGACAUUCUCGUCUUCCUGACUGGCCGCGAAGAAAUUGACAGCGCUAUCCAGGCCGUGGCCGAAAGAAUUGGCCAAACGGGAGAUCGAUAUGGCGAUUUACAGCCAAUGCCACUUUACGCCGGGCUGUCGUCAGAGGAGCAAAUGUACGUCUUUGACAAGGCACCCGAAGGCAAGCGAAAGGUGAUUUUCUCGACAAAUAUCGCGGAGGCAUCCGUAACCAUUGACGGUAUAGUCUACGUGAUUGAUAGCGGCUUCGUCAAACUGCGGGCAUACAACCCAAAGACGGGCAUAGAGAGCCUCACCGCAACGCCAACAUCCAAGGCGUCCGCCUCACAACGAGCUGGGCGUGCCGGGCGGACGAAGCCAGGGAAAUGCUUCCGUCUCUACACCGAACAGAGCUAUCAUAGCUUACCAGAGGCCAACCCUCCCGAGAUCCAGAGAUCCAACCUGGCACCGAUUGUGCUGCAGCUCAAGGCGCUCGGGAUCGACAACGUCGUUCGUUUCGACUACUUGUCACCUCCGCCGUCGCAGCCCAUGUCCAAGGCCUUGGAGCUGCUCUUCUCCCUGGGGGCGCUGGACGAAUAUGCAAAGCUAACCAGACCGCUGGGCUUCCGCAUGGCCGAACUCGCAGUCGAGCCCAUGAUGGCCAAGACGUUACUCGUAGCCCAGUCGUUCAACUGCCUGAGCGAGAUGCUCACCAUCGCAGCAAUGACCAGCCUGGGCGCAAGUGUCUGGUUCUACCACGACGGCGAGCAAAGAGCCAUGGAGAAUGCACGGCGCAAAUUCGCCGCCGAAGAAGGCGAUCAUCUCACUCUUCUCAACGCCUACACGGCAUUUGUCACAAAGGGCAAGAAGGAAGCACGAUUCUGUCACGAAAACCACCUCAACUACAAGUCCAUGACGCGCGCUGUGAGCAUCCGAGCACAAUUGAAACGAUACGUAGAGCGGUUCAACAUCCAGGUCGACGAGUCGCUGUCUUCCAAGCGACCCUCGGGGGCGGAUAUGAAGACCAAGGCGGAGCAGAUUCGCCGCUGCUUGACGUCGGGUUACUUUGCGCACGCGGCGCGAAUGCAACCCAACGGUACGUUUCGCAACGUCGAGGGCGGGACCGUCAUGUACGCGCACCCGAGCUCGUUGCUUUUCAACAGAAAGGCGGACUGGGUCAUCUUUCAUGAGGUUAUGGAGACUGGGGAGAAGACGUUUAUUCGUGACAUUACCAAGAUUGAGAAGGAGUGGUUGUUGGAGUAUGCACCUGGCUUUUACACAGUGACGAAUUCUAGGCAGGGAGAAUAA